This is a messenger RNA of Vanderwaltozyma polyspora DSM 70294, 1074 nucleotides long. RefSeq names its product mitochondrial 54S ribosomal protein mL38 (gene MRPL35). The record is from RefSeq and is a predicted model, not a curated record. Lineage: Eukaryota; Fungi; Ascomycota; Saccharomycetes; Saccharomycetales; Saccharomycetaceae. Bases 1 to 1074 code for a protein of 357 amino acids. The transcript has a single exon.
AUGUUGAGAAGACGCAUUCAUACAGCCCGUCCUUUGUUGGAGAACGCUAAAGUUUGGUCCGAUUUUAGCAAUAGACCUAAGAGUUUUGGUAUUAAAUCUAAGCUUUUAAAACAGGCAUUGUUGGAAGGUACCCCAAAGUAUGGACCUCCAUCUAUUAAGAGAAGGUCUAAUCGUUUGAAGUAUGCUUCUCCUGAACAUAUGGAUGAUAUGUUUAAGAUCUCGAACAAUUUUUUGGAAUCUAAAGCCGCUGAAACUUAUGCUGAAAUUGAAAAGACUAAAGAUAAGGCUAAAUUGAACCAAUUAUUAAUCAAGGCUGAAUUGUUCAAUCCAGAGGUCCAAUAUAACUUUCAAUUUAAUGAAAAAAUUGACAACAAUCCAGAAAUUAUAGACUUUGAUCAACCUGUUUAUAGACAUCUUGGCCGUAAACAUUGGGAAUCAUAUGGUCAAAUGUUAUUAAUGCAGAGAUUGGAGACCUUGCAUGUUAUCCCAGACACAUUACCAACUUUAGAGCCAAAAGCAGAAAUUAACAUUAAGUUCCCAUAUUCUUCCGGGUUGAAUAAAUGGAUUGAACCAGGUGAAGUAUUAUCAUCAAAUACUACCUAUUUACCACCUGUUUUCAAAAUACAAGAGUAUGAUACAGUUGAUCCGGAAAAACAAUUAUAUACUAUUUUAAUUGUAAACCCAGAUGUUCCAGAUUUAGAAAAUGAUACUUUUAAGACUUCAUUGGCCUAUGGUUUAACCAAUUUGAAAGUAAGUUACAACGAUAAUAUGGUCGAUUCAAGAAAAUUCGAUGAUUCUAAUGUAUUGACAGAAUAUGUUGCUCCAACUCCAGAUAAAAACAUCGGAAAGCAAAGAUAUUGUGUUUGGGUAUUCAGACAUGCAAAUGAUAAAAAAUUGGCCAAGCCUUCAGAUCUAGAUACAGACAAUUUCAAUAUUAGAGCAUUCGUUGAAGAAAAUGGAUUGACCCCAAUAGGGGCUCAUGUUUGGAGAAGUGAAUGGGAUUCAAACGUUAAUAUAAUUAGGGAAAAGUAUGGUUUGGAUCCAGUAAGAAUCUUUGAUAAAGUUCGUGAUUGA